Messenger RNA from Pangasianodon hypophthalmus (striped catfish), 1434 nucleotides. RefSeq lists its product as uncharacterized. Lineage: Eukaryota; Metazoa; Chordata; Actinopteri; Siluriformes; Pangasiidae. The coding region runs from base 182 to 964 and encodes 260 amino acids. The record is from RefSeq and is a predicted model, not a curated record. The transcript has 3 exons.
UAUGCAAAUGAGCUCGUGACGUCGUUUCGAGAUUUGUACCAACGGUUUGUCCGUUAAACAGUUGUAGCUAAGAAGAAGAAGAAGAAGAAGAGUGAAGGAGCGCGCUCUUGGAUAAUUUUCACGGACUCUUCUUGUAAAAUAUAUAUAACUUUAGGAGGUUUAGGGUCUCCCUUUUUUUGCCAUGACACCUUUAUUUAUGGUCGCUCUCGGGAGCCUGUUUGCGGGGGUCAGGAGUCGGGCGCUACUCGGGGAAGCGGGACAGUGCGGGCAGCUCACCGCGCCGUGGACCGACACCGAGGUCACCUCACUGUCCGGAGACUGGGGCCUCAUGUACCGCCUGAAAGUGUUACCCAUGUCUAAGGAUGGACCGCAUCGCCUGGUUUUCCCGGAGCAGCCGCUGUUCCGCUUCAUUAGGCGGGUGUACAGGUGCUGUCAGAUGGGCCACCACUGCCGAGGAGUUAAAGGCCUCCAGGGCCGGGAGACUGCAGGCUCCACGGUCGAGUUUGUGCUGAGCGAGGACGUGUGGUCAGCGCCGAUACUGAGAGCCGAGGUUCAUCUUCACAUCUCCAGCCCACAGCCGCUGAACGUCCAGCCGCUGCUGCCCUGGCUCGAGAAACGCCACCUUCCUACGAGAUACAGUGUGUGGUGGAAGGACGGCGUGCUGGAGGUCAGGGUGGAUCUGCUCUUCCUCUUCCAGGCUCUUCAGGCUCUCCGAGCGAAGCGUGGAGGCUCCAGCGUGAUGGAGAUCCGGCGUGUCGGAGGUCUGCACGCACUCCGCGCUUCGGAAGCGAGACCCACUGAGGCGCAGGGUGGAGACGGGAGGGCGGAGCGCCCCCUGCAGGUUCCUGUAGAGCUGGGCUUGGCCUUACAGUGCAGCACGCUGGAGCUGAACACACCACUGCCGUGCGAGAGCCACGGCGUACGGCUGCUUCACACACCCUUCAUCACGCUCUCGUAUGGAUAACACACACACACACACACACACACACACACACUGCUCUUGAUGUGUUUGUCAAAAGUGCGGUCUACCAGGACACUGUAAAUAUCUCCAAAUACGCACUUCAGCAAGCCGUUUGAAUAUAUUUAAUUUAUAUGGGUGUUGUUCUGUGGGAAACUUAUCAAUGUAUAUAGUGUAAAUAAACACAUAGUUAUAUAUAAAACCUUUUAUUUAUUUAUUUAUUUAUUUUUUUUGGACUUGAAUGCUGUUUGAUUUAUUGCUCACCAGUGGAUCAGUUACUGUUGUGUUUAAUAAAAAUUAAAUUUUCUCACACCACACACACACACACACACACACACACACACACACACACACACACACAAAAGUUUAUAUUCAAAUUUAGCUUGACUAUCAAACCUGGAAUUAAAAAUGAGGAAGCAGGAAGAACACUCAAAAAAAUUAAAUCCUGUCCAUAAUGGCAAAAUUACAAACAAUAU